Molecule: messenger RNA, 5142 nt
Organism: Gadus chalcogrammus (walleye pollock)
Lineage: Eukaryota; Metazoa; Chordata; Actinopteri; Gadiformes; Gadidae
Gene: cux2b
Product: cut-like homeobox 2b
Exons: 22
Coding region: 167-5065 (1632 amino acids)
Biological process (GO): regulation of DNA-templated transcription
Molecular function (GO): DNA binding; DNA-binding transcription factor activity, RNA polymerase II-specific
Source: RefSeq, a predicted model, not a curated record
UGUCGUGAGACUUCCUAAACAUGUCGUCGGACCCUCGUGUUGUAACUCCGUGCAGUUACUUUCUUUUUAAAGUGCGCCCCGUGAUCGUAAACGUUGUUUAACGAGGGGAAUCCAGCCCACGUAUUUAUUGCAGCCGCUGAAAAAAAUCUCCUCAAUAUCCCCCAAGAUGGCCGCCGAUGUAGGAUCGAUGUUUCAAUAUUGGAAGAAAUUUGAUCUACGGCGGCUCCAGCGGCGGAGCGACCAUGGAGGAGCACUCUGCAGCCUGCUCACCGCUGGGAUCAGCACCGCGGACAGCACAGCCUUUACACACUAUUUGGCUUCUCCUAAGCAGAAUGGGCCAAAGCAAAACGUGGGAACUUUGAAUGCGCUGGUGAAUCUUGAUGUUUGGACGUCACACCGCCGCUGCCACGGCGAUAAUUCACACUGGCCAGAUGGCGUUUCCGUGGGCGACGGUGAAAAGGACGGGUCGGGGGCUGUGCAGCCAGGUCCCCCGGCCGAGCCCCGGCCCCGGGCCAGGAGGAGGGGGGAGCGCAGGUGGAAGGUUGUUGGUCAGGUAGAAGGUGGCUCCAGGAGCAGCCUCAUACCUAUGAAGGUUGUUGCUCUGAACAAGCGGAGCAAGGAGGCAGAGUCGGCAUUCCUGGGAAUCUACAAACAGCUCAUCGAAGCGCCAGACCCAGCCCCUGUGCUGGAGGCCACUCAGACCCUGGAGGACCGGCUGCAGCAGCUACAGAGCGGGGGCCCCGCCAGCGAGGCCCUGGUGCGGGUGACCGGCGGGCCCUGGAAGAACCACCUGGAGUGCCUUGACAGGACAGCAGAGCCCGUGAAGGAGGGGGCCGCGGGUUGGAGGCCGGCCCCGUCAAGGGAGCCCCCCGAUUCCAGCCAGAAAGCCUGCCUCAUGACCCCCAACAGCACCCAGCCCCCUGGAGGCCCCGGGUCCCCCCACCACACACGGCAGGAGCCCUCCGAUAGGGACGAGGAGGAGACCGGACAGGUGCGCCCGACAGACAGGUUAUCUGAGGCAGAGGAGAGUAUCAAAGUUCUGCACUCAUCUCUGAACAUGGCCCAGACAGAGCUAUUGGACCUGCGGUGUAAAUACAACAAGGAAAUGACUACCAAGGCAGAGGAGAUGAGCACCAUCAUGACCAACCUGGAGCAGGCCAACCAGAGAGCGGAACUGGCACAGAGGGAAGUGGUGAGGCUGAAGGAACAGCUGGCUGAGGCCCAGCACCAGAGAGCCAGCGCGGCCCCGGGGGGCUGCCAGCCAACAGAGGGUGCCAGCGGGCAGCACGAUGAGAAGAGCAAGGCGGCGCCCGCUCAGCUGGCCGCCGCCGUGGUGGCCAAGGACUGCGAGGUCCUGCGUCUGCUGGACAACAUCCAGCAGCUCCAGUUCACCCUGCAGGAGGUCCGCGAGGCGUCGGCCAAUCAGAUCCUGGAGCUGGAGCGCCAGCUGGCCUAUAAAACGAAGGCUAUCGAGAGAUUAGAAGCUCGACUGCAAUCCCAGUUGGACUACGAAGAGAUUAAGACGGAGCUCAGUAUCCUGAAGGUAAUGAAGCUUGCCUCUGCAAAUGGCUCCACAUCCCAGGAUUCUGCCAAGGCUGCAGAGGCUAUAUUGCUGGACAAAGAGGCCUUUCUUCCAGCUCAUAAGUACCUGAUGGAUAAGGGUCGGGUUCUGCACAGCACUGAUGACGACCAGUCGGAGGACUCGGGCAGGGAGGCGGGCCGCCGCCCCGGCUCCCGCUCCUCCUCCUGCUUCCAGCCCGACGGCCACGCCUCCCGGAGCCCGGGGCCCCCCACGCAGGACGGCUCCUGCUCCUCCUCGGCCUAUGACCUGGCCCGGCCCUUCUCGGCCUCGCCCUGCUCCGCCGACCGCCUGUCGGCCGACCACGUCCUGCACCGCCAGCUCCUCUCGCCCUACUUCAAGAAGGAGGGCGGCGGCGGCCUCAUGGCCUUCCCCUCCGCGCUCUACGCCGCCAAGGCUGCGCUCAUGUCCACCACCGGCAGCCAGGGGGGGACCCCCGGGGCGGGGGGGGCAGGGGGCGGGGCCGGGGGCGGGGCCGAGGCCGGGCUGCCCAGCGACCAAUCGGAGAGCGGCGGCUCCACGGCGGGCGACGAGGACCAGCUGGACACGGCGGAGAUCGCCUUCCAGGUGAAGGAGCAGCUGCUGAAGCACAACAUCGGGCAGCGGGUGUUCGGCCACUACGUGCUGGGCCUGUCCCAGGGCUCGGUCAGCGAGAUCCUGGCGCGGCCAAAGCCCUGGAGGAAGCUGACGGUGAAGGGCAAGGAGCCCUUCAUCAAGAUGAAGCAGUUCCUGUCGGACGAGCAGAACAUCCUGGCGCUCAGGACCAUCCAGGUCCGCCAGAGAGGGAGUAUCACUCCUCGCAUCCGAACUCCAGAAACUGGGUCAGACGACGCCAUCAAGAACAUCUUGGAGCAGGCCAAGAAGGAGAUCCAGUCCCAGAAGGGAGGCGACAACAAGUCCUCCAUGGGCAGCUCGUCGGGCCGCAGCAGCAACGGCGCCGGCGGCAACUCUGACGACACCAUCAAGACCAUCCUGGAGCAGGCGCGGCGGGAGAUGGAGGCCCAGCAGCAGGCCCUGCUGGAGAUGGAGGUCUGCGGCCGCGAGCCGGCCAAUGGCCCCGGCCCCGGCGCCCAGGCGGGGGAGCAGCGGCUGGGGCCCCCGGAGCGGUCAAAGGGCCUGCCGCUCCCCACCUUCAUCAAGCAGGAGGAGGGCGCGGCCACCUCGGUGGCGCUGUGCGUGGCCAACCAGAUCGGCAGCCCCCAGACGCCGCUCAGCGUGCUGUCCCCCGCCGCCUUCGUCCAGAACAUCAUCCGCAAGGUCAAGUCGGAGAUCGGUGACGCGGGGAGCUACUUCGACCAGCACUGGUCCCUGGAGCGCGGGCCCCUGGGGCUGAUGGGGGUGGGCGGCGCUGGCAGCUCCCACCCCUUCACCUCCGUCUCCCCGUCCCUGUCCUCCUCGUCCUCCUCCGGGCCCCCCACCCUGGCCCGGCCGUGGCCCCGCCUGGAGAACGGCGAGGGCCUGCUGCUCCACAGCGAGGAGGUGUCCGUGGCGGAGGAGGUGUCGGCGGCGGAGGAGGAGCCGGCGCCGGGGCCGCCCGUGGAGGUGAAAGUGGAGUCGGACGCCUCAGUGAGCGGGGAGUCCCCGGGCCCCGGGACGGCGGGCCCCAGCCCCGGGCGCCUCUCCUACUACCCGGCGUACAUCCCCCGCGCCCUGAAGCCCACGGUGCCGCCGCUGACCCCGGAGCAGUACGAGAUGUACAUGUACCGCGAGGUGGACACCAUGGAGCUCACCCGGCAGGUGAAGGAGAAGCUGGCCAAGAACGGCAUCUGCCAGAGGAUCUUUGGAGAGAAGGUCCUGGGUCUGUCUCAGGGCAGUGUGAGUGACAUGCUGUCCCGACCCAAGCCGUGGAGCAAGCUCACCCAGAAGGGCAGGGAGCCUUUCAUCCGCAUGCAGCUGUGGCUGCUGGACCAGCUGGGCCAGAGCCUCACCCAGCUGCCCAGCCAGGGCCACGCUCAGGACAAGAGCCCUGCCCUGGCCCAGUCCUCGCCCUCUCCCCCCGUCAGCCCGGCUGAGAGCCACCCCAGCCUGCUGGGGGAGCCCGUCAGCCUGACCCUGGAGAGCAGCAAGGAGAACCAGCAGCCCGACGCCAUGGGGCUGCCGCUGCUGGCCCCGUGCCUCCACCACGCCCAACCCCACCCCGAGGGAGGGAAGGCCACCCCCGGUCUGAUGGCGCUGCACCAGCCCUCCACGCCGCUCGGCAUCCAGGAGCUGGUGGCCAUGUCCUCCGAGCUGGACACCUACGCCAUCACCAAGAAGGUCAAGGAGGUGCUGACCGACAACAACCUGGGCCAGAGGCUGUUUGGGGAGAGCAUCCUGGGCCUGACGCAGGGCUCCGUGUCGGACCUCCUCUCCAGGCCCAAGCCCUGGCACAAGCUCAGCCUGAAGGGCCGCGAGCCCUUCGUCCGCAUGCAGCUGUGGCUCAACGACCCCCACAACGUGGACAAGCUGCGGGACAUGAAGAAGAUGGAGAAGAAAGCCUACCUGAAGAGGAGGUACGGGCUCCUGAGCACGGGGUCGGACAGCGACUCCCCCAGCACGCGGUCGGAGUGUGUGAGCCCGGCCCUGGCCUCACUGGACCUGUGCCCGUACAGCCAGGUGAAGAAGCCCCGGGUGGUGCUGGGGGCGGAGGAGAAGGAGGCCCUGCGGAAGGCCUACCUCCUGGAGCCCUACCCCUCGCAGAACACCAUCGAGAUGCUGGCCUCCCAGCUCAACCUCAAGACCAACACUGUUAUCAACUGGUUCCACAACUACAGGUCCAGGAUGCGCCGGGAGGUGCUGAUGGAGGGCCAGCCGGACAACGACGAGGACACGGAGCACCUCUCCCCCUCCGGCCCGUGCAGCCCCCGCUCCGACUCGGACGACCGACGGCUCCAGCCCCCAGGACACGCCCUCCACGCCGGACGGCCCCUCAUCAAGCAGGAGGCCUCGGAGAGGGAGGACUACGACCUGCGGCUGUCCAGGGUCCAGUGCUUCUCCAUGGCCGUGCAUUUCCCGCAGCUGAAGAGCGAGCACGAGGAUGCGGCGGCCGUGUUCCGCGACCACCACCACGGGAUGAGCAGCCAGGCCCGGGCCCCGUCCGCUACCGACGGGGCCGUGAGGUCCAGCAAGUCCCGGGGCCCCGAGGGGGAAGACCCAGGCAAGUCCCCCGUGGACCCGGUGAGCUUCAAGGCCUCGUCGGAGGCGUGCCGCAGCAGCCUGGAGGUGUUCCUCAAUUCGCCGUCGGCCGCGUCCUCGCCGGGCCUCAUGAUGUCGGUGUCGCCCAUCCCGUCGUCCUCCGCCCCCAUAUCGCCCUCACCGCCCGCACCUGACGGCGGCUCCUCCACCAAUCACAGCCUGGAGCCCGGGCAGCACGGCGCGCUGCUGCAAAGCCCCAAGGCCAACCGCAGCUCACAGAGACGCAACGAGAAGAUGGCCAACCUCAACAACAUCAUCCACCGGCUGGAGAGGGCGGCCAAUCGGGAAGAGACGUUAGAGUGGGAGUUCUGAGUGUGACUGAGAUCUGCUGAUGAUCUGCGCUGCGUGCACAUUCUGCCUCCAUUCUGUUCCGUCAGCGGGGAGCUCCA